AUGCGGCUUCGGCCAUCACCUACUCAUGAGGUUACCGAUGCGGCUCGUUUUUCCAACGAUACUCACAGGAAUCCAAUCGCGAUCAACACUGACAGUGGCACAAACAAUCAAGUAUCGUUUUACACUAAACAUGAGGAACCUCCAUACGCCGUUCUUCUAGUGCAGUCCUUACCUUCUUCUUACAACAUCACGCUCCCCGUCUCUACCUGUCUCAGUAUCACUGAGAAUACAGAUCUUAGUGCCAGAGAGAACCCCAUUUGCCCUGAUGGCCAGAAACUUUACACCCUGCUCUUCAACACAGCCUAUUGUGUCGGUCAACCUCAACAUACAGUGGAAGGAGCGGAUAAGUUGCUUAGAGGAGGUCUCUGGAUACCCACUGACCCCAUAAGAUGGAUUGAGAAUUGGUCCAUUAUGUACAAAUGUGCUCGCACCGAAAGAGAUAUGCUAAAUAGCCUCGCAGAGACAAUUGGUCAUCAAACUCUAGACGCUCGCCGCAUUCGAACUAUGGUGUAUCCUAUUAUCAACGAUAAUGAAGUGGGUCUCACUUGGGAUCCUCCAUCGGCAGGCAUUCUUGGUCCGCAAGUAGGCAAGCUUACCGAGGGGUUCUAUCUUUGGUCCUCUUCUUCGGAAUAUGCUAACAUCACCCGUCUCGUGCGUUCACUCAAAUGCCCUGUACGCCAAAAGCCAUACAUGCACCUUUUUACUCAAAGUGGAUGUCGUGGUAAAUAUGUUCUCUCUGAUAGUUUUGGAUGGAAUGUUACGCUUUUUGAUGAAGUCGUGGAGGAGUGGUCGAUUUUGUUUACAUGCUCCGACUAUGAGUACGCAGCAGGAGACAGAGAGCCGGCGAUUGAGAAAAUGCAAGAAUUGAAAUUUGGGGACGUAGAAGAAGAAAUAGCCGCCAUAGAAUCACUCCUCACAAAACUUAAACUCCCCGAACCACAUCAAAUAUCUGCCAUUCCACAAAACGCAACUCUCGCAAUAACUCGAGCAUUCCAACCACAAAUUUUCCAAAUUCCACUCUCAACCUGUCUGUCAUCCACUUCAGAUACCCACAUAUUCUUCUCCUUUGUCCGCAUCGUCACCCCACCUACAUGUCCACCAGAACUACCAGAAUUAUGGACAUUGAUAUAUGCCAAGCCAGGCUGUCUUGACCUUCUUCGCUUCUCGCCUACGGAGCCCAGCUACCCGCUGUACAAGUCGCUGUUCGAAAAUAUUUCUAGGGCUAAUCCAAGGGUAGAUGGCUGGUCACUGGGGUUUGUAUGCCAUCCGGCGCAUUUUGAUGGUCGUGUCGAUGCUAGAGACUGGAAGAUGAUAACGGAAGUGGAUUUGAUUUUGGAAGGAAAAGGGACGAAGGAUGUUGCUUUGAGAGUUGUGAGGGCUGGGGCUGGCGAAAGGAGGGAAGAGGGGUUAACAGAAGGUGUGCAGCUCGAAAGCCAGAUGAAAAUAGAAGCAGCAGCGCAAAACCGCUCAAAGACGUGUGAAAGUUACACAAUCUGA
Molecule: messenger RNA, 1497 nt
Organism: Botrytis byssoidea
Lineage: Eukaryota; Fungi; Ascomycota; Leotiomycetes; Helotiales; Sclerotiniaceae
Exons: 2
Coding region: 1-1497 (498 amino acids)
Source: RefSeq, a predicted model, not a curated record